Molecule: messenger RNA, 1320 nt
Organism: Entelurus aequoreus (snake pipefish)
Lineage: Eukaryota; Metazoa; Chordata; Actinopteri; Syngnathiformes; Syngnathidae
Product: CTP synthase 1-like
Exons: 10
Coding region: 154-1320 (388 amino acids)
Biological process (GO): pyrimidine nucleobase biosynthetic process; CTP biosynthetic process
Cellular component (GO): cytoplasm; cytoophidium
Molecular function (GO): CTP synthase activity; identical protein binding
Source: RefSeq, a predicted model, not a curated record
GAGGCAGCACUGCGCUAAAAGCCAUAGGACGCAGCAGGAAGGAUAGAAGACAAAGAAGAAGGCAGGAGAAAGUCAGCCUGCACGCACAACACGUGUAGUCACAAAUAGGCUUGAGUAAAACAAACAAAGGGAUAAAAAUCACGGAGACCUCUUAUGAAUACUAUGAAGUACAUCCUGGUCACUGGUGGUGUCAUUUCGGGCAUUGGUAAGGGCAUCAUUGCCAGCAGUGUAGGGACCCUCCUCAAGUCGUGCGGCCUUCAUGUCACGGCCAUUAAAAUCGACCCAUAUAUUAACAUCGACGCUGGCACCUUUUCACCGUACGAGCACGGUGAGGUGUUCGUCCUCGAUGAUGGCGGAGAGGUGGAUCUGGAUUUGGGCAACUACGAGCGUUUCCUGGACAUCCGUCUGACGAGAGACAACAACCUGACCACUGGCAAGAUCUACCAGUCGGUCAUCAACAAGGAGAGAAGAGGAGACUACUUGGGAAAGACUGUGCAAGUGGUCCCACACAUCACAGACGCCAUCCAGGAGUGGGUAAUGAGCCAAGCCAAGAUCUCUGUUGACGAUGACGGCGUGGAGCCUCAAGUUUGUGUCAUAGAGUUAGGGGGCACGGUGGGGGACAUCGAGAGCAUGCCAUUCAUCGAGGCCUUCAGACAAUUUCAGUUCAAAGUGAAAAAGGAGAACUUCUGCAAUAUCCACGUCAGCCUUGUUCCACAGCCCAACACAACAGGAGAGCAGAAGACUAAGCCGACCCAAAACAGCGUGCGGGAGCUGCGGGGUCUCGGACUGUCUCCAGAUUUGGUCAUGUGCCGCUGUACAACACCCUUAGAAACUGCAGUAAAGGAGAAGAUCUCAAUGUUUUGUCACGUGGAGCCCACACAGGUGAUCUGUGUCCAUGAUGUGCCUUCAGUUUACAGAGUUCCUCUGCUGCUGGAGGAACAAGGCAUCGUCGGCUACUUCUGCCAGAGAUUAAACCUUGCUUUUGAGAUGAGGCCCAGGAAGAUGCUCUCCAAGUGGAAGGAGAUGGCUGACAGAUCCGACCGUCUCCUGGAGCACGUUUCCAUAGCCCUGGUGGGCAAGUACACAAAGCUGUCGUCUGUAGUCCUUAAGGAGACAUCCUGCGUGCUACCUGCAACGAAUGCUCAGCAGAAACUCAGCGAGGAGGAAAGAGAACGUUUGACUUCGACACAUUCACCAGAACACCAGCGUUGCCAUCAAGGUGCUCAAAAGCCCAUUAACAGACUUGCACCGCUAAAGACGAGGCCCAGUGCCAGCCGCGAAGAAAGGUCCGGGGUCGUUCCCACUGCCGCUGCGUCCUAA